GAUCUAUCUAUGACUAAACGUUUUCUCCGUUCAAAAUGACAGUACAUAAAAGAGAGAUAUUUUUUUCCAUCACUUUCCUAGUGAUGUUAACGCUUGUUUUGCUUUGUUAUUACGAUACUUUUUCGUGGAAAGUUCGAUCGCGAGUUGUUGGAACUUCAAAGAUCAUCAAAUCUUUAGCACCAACAAUGGAAGAAGGCGAAAAGUUGUUGUCUUUUCAAAACCGAGAAAAUGGUUCUAAAGAAUCCCCCGAUAUGAAAAUCAUCUUGUUUUACACUUCAUUCGGUUCCGUACCACUGCCAUGGCCACAUACCAUUGGAAGAGAAAAAAACCUCACCGACUUCAGGAACAGACCUUGCAAAGUUUCUUCUUGUAAGUUUUCUAUUUCUAAGGAUGAUAUCUCUAAAAGCCAUGUCGUUAUUUUUCACGGCUAUUCGACGCCCUCUCCUGAGGAAAUGAAAGCUCUUGUCCUGAAGAAACCCAAGGAUCAGAUGUGGGCUUGGUUUAAUGAAGAAAGCGCUGCUCAUACGGCAAACUAUCACUUUGAAAAGAUAAAUAAUAUGUUCGAAUUAACGAUUACUCAUAUGCAAGAAUCCGAMAUUCAUACUCUUUAUGGCGAGUACUUUAAGCUAGAGGAUAAAGCCAGGGCCGUAGCUGAAAAAAAGUAUGCGAAUGAAAACUUUGCUGAAGGAAAAGAUCGACUAGUUCUUUGGUUUGCUAGCAAUUGCGUAUCUCUUCGACUGAACAUCGUAAAAGCGAUCGCCAAGCAUAUUAAAGUUGAUGUAUUUGGUCGUUGCCAAAAAUACUUCUCUAAACAAUCAGGCAGCUGUCUCCGAAGGAGUCGAGAAUGCCAGAAAAUAAACGAGAAGUACAAGUUUUUUUUAUCGCUUGAAAAUAGUAAUUGUCGAGGAUAUUUAACAGAAAAAUAUUGGRAAAACGCUUUGGAUAGAAAUGUUGUUCCAAUCGUUGUUGCUGGAAGUUAUAACAAAGAUGUUUUAAUCCCUGGUUCGUACAUCGAYAUACUGGAUUUUCCAAACGCCCUAGCAUUGACAAACUAUCUAAAGUACCUGGACAAAAAUGAGACUGCGUAUAACCAAUACUUUGAGUGGAAAAAGAAAUACAGAUACACGAGAGAGACGAACUGGAUAUGUGAUUUGUGUGAGUAUUUGCAUAGAAACGAAACAAAAAAAUCCUUUUGGGAUAUGAAGAAGUUUUACGGUGCAGAGGAGAAUUGCUUUGCUGAUGAUUAUCGUAUUCAAAACGAAUGGCUAGAAUCAAACGACCUGCUUCGAAAUGUAAUAUUUUUCUUUAUUACACUUAUGAUGGUAUUAAUGCUUAUAAUGGUUUACUAUUACGACCCUUUUUCGUGGAGAACUCUUGCUUUUCGCGUACUACAAAUCUUCAUUUUGUAGAACGAGCAGCCGAGCGAGGGUGAUGCGAGGUUGCGAGGCGGCAGCAUCCUAUUAGAGCCGAUGCAGGAGAUCGAUCUAGACAAAGGACCUUUGAUCUAGACCAAUCGGAGCGCCAAAAAUUUCGACGUCAUCAUCUGCAUGUGCUUAGCUUAGUACGUGCUUCGUAUCACGUAGCUGCUGUGCGAUUCUAAGCGUAGACUUGCCCCAAGUCGACCUCUCUUGUUUUCCCGGAGUUUGGAGAUUUGCUUGUUGACUGUUUUCUUUUUACUGUGCUGCACAUUUGCAGCUACAAUGUUCAAUACAACAGCCUAAACYAAAACAAAAAGUACAUUACUGUACAAGCACUACAUCAUUUCUGUACUAUACUGUACUGUGCUGUAUAAUUUCAUUUAAAGAAAUCUGCGAGUUUUUUUCUGAACAGAGUUCAAAAUACUGGGAUUGAACCAAAUCAAUUGAACAUCGCUUAAAAUCCUGCUAAAAUCCAGCGUUGUCUAUUUCAUUAUGGUGUAAUAGCAAACUAUAGUGCAAUGAUCAGUGAUCACGUCUGACAAUAUAAUCCGUAUUCAGCUCAUUAUAUCAAUAAACAAAUACAGUAAAGACGUCUUCAAAUUUCAAGUGUCCUUAAUGCGGGGUUGUUUAUGUAUGGAACUGUCAUUCAGGUCCUAGAAAUGUGUCCUUUGUACUAAUUAACGGCUGUCCUUAUAAAGCGGGUUAAUUUAACAGAAAAUGUAUGGAGCUUUCGUUGGGACUUUGAAACGUGUCCUUAAUAACGAGGUGUCCUUAUUAAGCGGGUGUCCUUAGAGCGGGGUUCCACCGUACUCACAUCAGCGACUGCCAAAUACAAAGUGACAAGCAAGCUUGCUAAAAGUCGAAUAGCAUCCCCUAAAGCAAUCACAUAUUUGAAUGAAAGAAUUUAUUUCAGGAUGGCCRAGUACGUUUUCAUUCUCGACCAGAUAUAAAAUGUAAUAUUUAUUAUUAGUUAUACUGUUCGUACACAUUAGUAUUUAGUUCAGGGCGGAUCAAGAAAUAUUAAUGAGAUGCCCAGUCUUAUAAGUCUCGUUCCCUUUUCAUUUUGUUUCGCCUAUUCCCUUCGGAAGUCUGUCGGAACCCGAAAAUUGAAUUCGACGACUCGCCAACGGAAAAAAAUAACGAGUGAGACUUGGAGCAAGUCUAUAGCAAGGACGACUAUGAAAUUCUUGUGAUAUUUUUUGUUGCCUGUGAUCACGAUUGUGAUUGGUCGAUUAGGUCACGUGCCACUUGAUCACCCUCCUCUGGGUAGCAGUGGUGGAGACUUGUGUUGUCAAUCAUCUGUCAUCGCGAGAUGGAGAUGGGACGGAGAUAGGACGGAGCAGGCAAUACUUGAAAUAAUAGACACUCUUAAAUCAGAAACUGAUAAUAAGAAAAUUACAUGUGGUAUAUUUUUGGACUUUAAAAAGGCAUUUGAUACUGUAGAUCACAAAAUCUUGUUAACCAAACUAGACUCAUAUGGUGUUCGUGGCCUUGCAUUAAAAUGGUUUGCUAAUUACCUU
Messenger RNA from Actinia tenebrosa (Australian red waratah sea anemone), 2938 nucleotides. RefSeq names its product alpha-(1,3)-fucosyltransferase 7-like. Gene Ontology annotation, molecular function: fucosyltransferase activity. The record is from RefSeq and is a predicted model, not a curated record. NCBI's taxonomy places the organism in Eukaryota, Metazoa, Cnidaria, Anthozoa, Actiniaria, Actiniidae. Gene Ontology annotation, cellular component: membrane.